Molecule: messenger RNA, 1110 nt
Organism: Gekko japonicus
Lineage: Eukaryota; Metazoa; Chordata; Lepidosauria; Squamata; Gekkonidae
Product: trans-1,2-dihydrobenzene-1,2-diol dehydrogenase-like
Exons: 7
Coding region: 60-1106 (348 amino acids)
Biological process (GO): D-xylose catabolic process
Molecular function (GO): D-xylose 1-dehydrogenase (NADP+) activity; nucleotide binding
Source: RefSeq, a predicted model, not a curated record
AGGCCUCAGCAUCAGCAUCGGCUCUCUCGCUCCCUCUCCCUCUCCCGUGCAGCCCAAAGAUGUCUCAAUCCUCCAUGGCGAUCCGCUGGGGAAUCUGCUCUGCUGGGAAGAUCAGCCACGACUUCCUUGUGGCGCUGAAGACUCUGCCGCCUGAGGAUCACCAGGCAGUAGCCAUUGCUUCUCGGGAUCUUGCACGCUCCCAAGAAUACGCCAAGAAGCAUGACAUCCCCAGGGCCUAUGGAUCGUAUGAGGAACUGGCACGGGAUCCUGAUGUAGAUAUAGUGUACGUGGGGUCAGUCCACACCCAGCAUCACCGGCUUGCCAUCCUCUUCCUCCGGGCUCAGAAGAAUGUCUUGUGUGAAAAGCCCCUCGCUAUGAAUGCUGAUGAAGUGCGGGACAUGAUACGAGUCGCCCGGGAACACAAGGUCUUUCUCAUGGAGGGUUUCUGGACAAGAUUCUUUCCUGUAUCGGAGCAGAUCCGCACUCUGCUGGCCCGGAAGGCUCUCGGGGACGUGAAAGUGAUCCAAGCACAUCUGGGCUUUCCAAUGGAAGACGUCCAGAGACUGGUGGAUAAAAAACUGGGAGGAGGCGUCAUAAUGGACUUGGGAUGCUACUGCGUCCAGUUUGCUUCUAUGGUCUUCGGGCCUGAAAGGCCACAAUCCAUCAUCGCCUCAGGACUGCUUCGUGGCACAGGUGUGGAUGAAACCGCUUCCAUGAUCCUCAACUACUCAGGGAACCGACAGGCUGUACUUACCGUCAGCAUGGUGCUCAGGCUACCAGGAGAGGCAUUAAUUGGGGGGACUGAAGGAGUUAUCCAGAUCCCCUCACACAUGAACUGUCCCACAAUCAUGUUCCUGAAAGGCAACCGCUGGGAGUGGCCUCUUCCCCCCUCCCCAGAACCGCUUUUCUUUGAAAACGACAUUGGGUUGAGAUAUGAAGCUGAGCACGUCCGCCAGUGCCUGUUGGAAGGUUUAAAGGAAAGUCCCGUCAUGCCGUUAUGUGAGAGUGAAGUCAUAGCCACAAUCCUGGACGAGGCACGGAGGCAGAUCGGGGUGUUCUACGAGGGAGAGGACACUACCAAGGGCCAGAGUAAAAACACCAAAUAAAACG